Messenger RNA from Clavispora lusitaniae ATCC 42720, 663 nucleotides. RefSeq names its product Ssr1p (gene SSR1). The record is from RefSeq and is a predicted model, not a curated record. NCBI's taxonomy places the organism in Eukaryota, Fungi, Ascomycota, Pichiomycetes, Serinales, Metschnikowiaceae.
AUGAUGAAAUUCUCCGCCUUGGUCGUUUUGGCCGCAGCUCUUCCCCAAGUUUUGGCCACCCCUCCAGCCUGUUUGUUGGCUUGUGUGGCCCUGGUGCAAAAGGGCUCCUCUUGUUCCAACAUGGGCGACUUGUCUUGCGUUUGUUCGAGUGAAUCGAGCGCCAUGCAAAAGUGUUUGAGCAGCACCUGUCCAGACGGUGACGCCGAUGCCGCCUCUUCCGCCUUCAGCGACUCGUGCAAGGGCUACGCUUCUGUGUCUUCUUCGUCUUCUGCCUCUUCUUCCGAGGCUUCCUCUUCUUCCGAGGCCUCUUCCACCGAGGCUUCCUCUACUGAAGCCUCCUCUACUGAGGCUUCCUCUUCUGAAGCUGCUUCCUCUGAGGCUCCAUCCUCUUCCGAGGCUGCUUCUUCUGUUGAAGCCACUUCUGAGGCCGCUUCGUCUGCUGCUGUUUCUACCGAAGCCGCUUCCACCGAAGUUGCUUCUUCUGCACCAGCUUCUUCUGCACCAGCUUCUUCCGCACCAGCUUCUUCUGCGCCAGUCUCUUCUGCUCCGGCAUCUUCUUCCGUCGUUCCUUCAGCAACUACUGUCAGCUCUGCCGACGGCGCUUUGAAGACCGGUGCUUCCUUCGGUGCUGCUAUCAUUGGUGUGAUUGGCGCCUUGAUCUAA